Messenger RNA from Ooceraea biroi (clonal raider ant), 1815 nucleotides. RefSeq names its product Late endosomal/lysosomal adaptor, MAPK and MTOR activator 2 (gene Lamtor2). The record is from RefSeq and is a predicted model, not a curated record. Gene Ontology annotation, molecular function: guanyl-nucleotide exchange factor activity; molecular adaptor activity. Gene Ontology annotation, biological process: positive regulation of TOR signaling. Lineage: Eukaryota; Metazoa; Arthropoda; Insecta; Hymenoptera; Formicidae.
AUCCCGUUUAUAUGCUAUUUAUUGCAAUUCUUUCGGAAUUUACAUGUGACAACUUAUCUCCAUAUUUGUAUAUCAGUGCUUUGAAUGCUCGGCUUUCAAUUUCGUAAUCUUGUCAGAGUAUUCCAGUAAUAUACAAAAUAAUAUAAACAUGAUUACAAAUGCAUAAAAUAAUAUCAUAUAUAUAGAUAUAAACAUGUGACAUGUACAUAUUAGUAGUAGCAUGUGACUGACGUGUCACAUGAUCUGUUGCGUACUCUCAAAUUCUCAAUGCGCACUUUUGAUAUCGCAUGGUGAGUGAUGGUGGGGUUAUCGCAGUCCGAACGAAUCUGAGACUCAUCUUGACAUGCUGCAUUGAGGAACGUUGCAUUUACUCCGACUUAACGGAACAGGACAUUGUAGAAUGCAUGUAUAGUUGGAUUCAGGAAAGCUAAAAUAGGUUUCAUUGUACACGUACAAAUUUCUGCGUAUGCGUAUAUAAUUAAAAUUUGAUACGAUAUCAAAUUGGAAACAUGUUGAAGCCAAAAGCACUGACACAAGUUCUCAGUCAAGCGAAUACCGGGGGCGUGGAAAAUACGUUAUUACUUAAUAGAGAUGGCGGAUUGUUAGCGUACAGCGGUUAUGGGGAUAAGGAUGCAAGAGUAACAGCUGCCAUCACGAGUAAUAUCUGGACAGCUUACGAGAAAAAUGGGAGAAACGCCUUUAAAGAGGACGAAUUACAGUUUGUUCUAAUGGACUGCAUGGAGGGAAAGGUUGUCAUUACCGAAGUAGCUAACUUACUCUUGUGCUUGUAUGCAAAGGAAAAUGUGGGAUUUGGAUUAUUGCGAGAGAAAGCGCAAGCGUUGGCCAAUUAUCUCGAUCAACCCUUAAAAACGAUAGCAAAUAUGCCUUGAAGCAGUCAUGUUUGAUUGAACUGUUUUGAUAAAUCUGUUAUCUCGACGUUACAACAAACUUAUCGUAUAACGUUUAUUUAUUAUUUACAAGAACUUUUGUAAUUUGUAUAUCGACACUGUGUAUAUAUGUGAAUAUAUUUUUAUUAAUUUGAUAGCUAAUGCGUAUCCUUGUUUUCAACGUUUGCACUCGCAGUCUGUGCAAACGGACAGGUGUAGUAAGACGGGAGCGAGAAAAUUGCGCUUUAAUAUAAUACAAUAAAAUCUUUUUAUUUCAUGUAAGUUACAAUUAAUACAAACAAUCUGCAUUUAAUUGUUUAUCUCACUUUACAAAUCACACGCUAUAAUUAAUAAGGUCUACUUAAACGUAAGCUAUAGGUAAUGUAAUGUCGAUAGUUGCCGUAUGUGUAAAUAACUACUGUCUUUAAUGCGUUAAGAGUCAUUCAUGUUUAUAUUAUUUAUCGAGAUACACGUGACAGUACGACUGCAUCGGCGGAAAAAAUAAUUUUGGGUGUUAAAUAUUUCUUCGGUUCGUCGUAAAUUGCACCACUAGACACGAGUUAUUGCAUAAAAAGUUUUAAAAUUCUAUGUCUUUAUCCGUAUUCAUUUCAAUUGUCUUACACUUUAAACUGUCACUUUGAAUAAAUUUUGAUUACAUUGUUUAUGCGUUUGUAUAAUGUGUACGAUGAUAAGAUGAUUGUAUGUACCUGAAAAAAUCUCAUUUCUUUCUCGUUAAAAUAAUCCACGAACGAGAUGUGCAGUAAUCUGUUUCGGUACUACUAAUCGUAUAAAAGUUACGUUUAAAACAUAGAGCACUGCAAAACUGAGGGCACACUUGCACACUCUUACUGUACAUCAAUUACUUAACGUAUUUUCCCGCAUUAAUCCCGAAAUUAGUAUACCUUGAAAUUGAAUAAAAUAAUAGGCA